Messenger RNA from Plasmopara halstedii, 270 nucleotides. RefSeq lists its product as uncharacterized. Lineage: Eukaryota; Oomycota; Peronosporomycetes; Peronosporales; Peronosporaceae. The record is from RefSeq and is a predicted model, not a curated record. Bases 1 to 270 code for a protein of 89 amino acids. The transcript is spliced from 3 exons.
AUGGAAUAUACUACGCCCAUCUUCUGCACAAGUAAACUCAAUACCGGCCAUACUGGAUGUAUUCGUUGUAGAUCGUUAGGUGUUGUAGUAGAUAAGCGUGGAUACGGCAUUCCUGAACUAUGCAGAAGAGUGUUAAUUUUUUUUCAUAAAACGAGGUCUCGGUUGAGAAAAGCUUCGUGCAAAAACGGAUUCAAUAGCUGCAGUGCCGAUCUCAUUGUGUUUACGACAACAGCGCUCUUCGUCUUAAAGAAGUGGCUUGGACUUGUUUAG